UGUUGCCAGAACUGACCAAGAACUCCGAGGAUGGAUUUCUACAAUUCAAAUAGAGAGAACAAGUAUGGCAAAAGAGCAGGAUUCUUGGGUCACAAAAGUGCUAGCAAGAGCAACCCCUCCAGCCCUCCUCAUCCCACCGAGGCUCUUUCAUCUCCGCCGGUGACUCGCUUCGGCAUAAAAAGAUCAGAAUCAGAGUACGCCUUCCCAGUCUCUGAUGACCACACCACUCACUGGAAACAACAACAGCAUGCUUCUGAACGUGUCCCUAAUUCCGGCCAUCGGCCUCCUGUCUACAGACACAGCACGCCCGAUCGUCCUAGAGAGAAUGGUAAAGAAAUAGGGGAAGACAUCUCUUAUGAACCUGAUGCUGAUGUGACCCCAAGGAGCAACGCUUCUAUGAGCCCCUUUCGAUCUUCCAGAACCCGCACGCCUGAUCGCCGUAGGAGGUCUACCGACUUUAGCAGAGAGCUCUAUGAGAGAAUGUAUGAGGCACAGGCCAAUGUGAGCCCCUUUCACCCCUCCAGAAGCCGCUCUCCAGCUCCCUACAACAUGCAUGAUCAAGGGAGAGACUACAGCAGAGAAAGGUAUGGGGCAGAGGGCCAUGUGACUUCACGGAAGAGCGCUCCUUCAAGUCCAUUUCAUCCAUCCCAAAGUCCGCCACACGCAAGAACAAUGCCUGUGAGAUACCAGAAAGGGAAAGAUCAUUUUGAGGGGAUGUACGAGGCGGAUGGAGAAGAUGUUACACCGGGUAGCAGCCCACCCAUGAGUCCUGUUCAUGGAGCCACAAGCCGGUUUCCACCACCACCAUUCUACUCUUCCAGCGACGACGAAGACAACCAUUCCACCUACCUCUUUCCAGAGAUUGCAACUGAACAUCGUUCCAGGGGCGUCUCAGGAAGCAACGCGCCGGUUCACUACAAAUACCAGAUCACUGCGACCGAAACCCACGAGCAAGACAUGCAGUUUGAGCCGCCCGAGCUGCCUGACGAGGCUGAAAGCUUCACUAUGCAGGAGAUCACCAAAAUGCGAGGAAUUGAUAGCAGCUACAAGGCAGGAAAGGAAGAGACACAGUUGUUGAUCUCCGAGGCUUACGUCUCCGUGGCGAGUUACAAGGUGCGGAAGAGUGUCUCCGCCACGCUCCAGACCAUUCUGGACAAACAAGGAGAUAUAGCCGCAUCCUCAAAGCUGCAAUCCAGUUCAACAAGGUCGUUUUACCUGGAAUCCCUGGCCACAGUAGUGAUGGAGCUGAAAUCAACGGCACUGAGAGAUCUGAGGAAGGCACGUGUGGCGGAGAUCGAGGCGGUGGUGAAGGACAUGGACUCGGUUAAAAUUGACGUCUCUUGGCUCAAAAGAGCAGUCAAAGAACUGGCCGAGGCGGUGGAUUGCUUUGGGCUGUACGACGCUGCUAAGGUGGAGAAAGAAGAGUGCAAUACGGGCAUGAGAGAGGGGAAGGUAGAGAUGGAGGAGCUGAGGGAGGAGUUGAGGAGGAGGGAGAAGGAAACAAAGGAAUGCAGAGAGAGGGUGACGGAGAUGGCGGGUAGGCUGGGGAAGCUAGAGAUGAAGGAUUCGAGGGUGACAAAGAAUCUGGAGCUGUUCCAGAGCAAGGUCCGUAAAUUCGACGGCCAAUAUGUCCUUGCAGAGAUCUAAAGAUACCACCAAUGUUUCUUUCUACAUCCAACGGGCAAAUUUACUAAAUUAAAAAAUAAUCAUUAAAAGUUCGGUAUUGUUAUAAAUCAAUAACCGGCCCGGUCCAUAUAUGGCGGUCCAUAAACCGGCCCAUCCGCAGGAGAGAGAGAGAGAGAGAGGGGAGAGAGAGAGAGUCGGCCUAUUGAGGAGAGAGAGAGGCGGCU
This is a messenger RNA of Brassica oleracea var. oleracea, 1850 nucleotides long. RefSeq lists its product as uncharacterized. The coding region runs from base 31 to 1647 and encodes 538 amino acids. Lineage: Eukaryota; Viridiplantae; Streptophyta; Magnoliopsida; Brassicales; Brassicaceae. The transcript has 8 exons. The record is from RefSeq and is a predicted model, not a curated record.